UUUAACCGGCUUGUUGGGUUAACUUUUGUUUAUCUCCGUUGCUCUGGAUCGAUGGUGCCUACCACACGGAUGACGUCACUUUGACGCCCACUUUUAAUCGCAGAGGCUGCUGGGAAGAAAGGUCAAGAAUCGAUGGCCGAGGCAGGCACGGAUUAAACGUUACUGCUGCAAGACAUAUCUCUUAAAUAUAACUAACCUACUGGUACAGGAACAAACUGCUUUGUUAUUUAAAAUGGGACGUGCACGCCUUGCGUCCUGUAAUACUGCGAACAUUAUGAUGAGCUAUCGUGCGUUUUUUAGACUCAGUCGAGCUAGCUGCCGUUAGCUGGCUAGCAUCUGCAUUGUUAUUGUUUUCGCUUCAGUAGGCGACCAUAACACACGAUCACCCGAGGUUCCCCAGCCGAGGCAGGGGCUCGGACUGCGUGAGUGAUGGUUUUUUGUCCGCCCCGGGAAGAUGGAUGACAAGUCCAGCGGCAGCAGCAGCAGCAGCCACCACCGGGUCCUGAUCGUCCUGCUCAUGGUGUUGCUCUUUGGCGUCAUUAUGAUCCAGUAUGUUUGCCCGAGCAAGUCUGAGUGCCAGAUACUCCACCAGCUGGGGACGUGGUUUAAGGACGGCAGUGCAACUGGUUCCCGGAGCAGCGGCAACACAAUCCUGGACGGGCUACAAAAGGAUCCGUACAUCGCAGAAGAUGGUGCUCUGGUCCGCUUCGUCCCUCGCUUCAAUUUCACCAAAUCUGAUUUAAAUCGCGUCGUGGACUUCAACAUCAAAGGAGAUGAUGUUAUAGUCUUUCUGCACAUUCAGAAAACGGGUGGCACAACGUUUGGUCGACACCUGGUGCGUAAUAUUCAGCUGGAGAGGCCCUGCGAGUGCCAUGCAGGUCAGAAGAAAUGUACCUGUUACCGGCCUGGUAAAAAGGAGACCUGGCUGUUCUCCCGGUUCUCCACCGGCUGGAGCUGCGGGCUUCAUGCGGACUGGACCGAGCUGACCAGCUGCGUCCCGUCACGCAUGGACUCCCGAGAGGCUCCCGUGGACCUGCCCAGGAACUAUUAUUAUAUAACCAUCUUAAGAGACCCAGUAUCACGCUACCUGAGCGAGUGGCGUCACGUGCAACGUGGUGCUACGUGGAGGGCCUCCUUACAUGUGUGCGAUGGACGUUCACCAACACUGUCUGAGCUGCCAAGCUGUUACUCUGGAGACGACUGGUCCGGUUGCUCCCUGCAGGAGUUCAUGGACUGCCCCUACAACCUGGCCAACAACCGGCAAACCCGCAUGCUGGCGGACCUCAGCCUGGUGGGCUGCUACAACGUCUCCACCAUGAGCGACGACGAGCGCUGGGCGUUGCUUCUGGAGAGCGCCAAACGCAACCUACGCGGGAUGGCCUUUUUUGGGCUGACAGAGUACCAGCGUAAGACCCAGUAUCUGUUCGAGCGUACCUUCCACCUGGAGUUCAUCGCGCCCUUCACGCAGCUCAACGGCACGCGCGCCUCGGGCGUUGACGUCCCCAAUGAGACCCAAUACAGAAUCCUCCAGCUAAACCGGUGGGACGUGGAGCUGUACGAGUAUGCUCGUGAUCUCUUCCUGCAACGUUUCCAGGUGGCGAGGCAGCAGGAGCGCAGGCAGGCCAGGGCGAGGCGGCAGCAGGAGAGGAGGCGGCUCCGAGGAAGGAUCACAACAAAGCAAGGGAGGCAGCUGAAGCCCACAGAUGCUCCCCGUGGCCCUCUGAGCCACUCCAUAGUAACUGAGGGGCAGCUGAGGGGAAAGGCUGGCGGAGACGGUGAGGAGUCAGAGGUGCUACUCCCAGACUGGUGGGAUCUGGAUGAGAACGGCACCAUGGAGGACUACACGGACAAUGUGGAGCAGUGGAAGUGAGUGACUGGAACAAGUCUUAAUACUAAGUGGGCCAUGUUCUGCCUUGUCUGUUAAUGAUAAUUAAUCAAAGAUGUUUUAGUAUAUGCCUUCCACUAAAUUGUCUUUUUUUCUCAUUAACCAAUGACACACUUAUUUAUUGAUACUGAUUGUAUUUCUUUUCCACAACUGACAUUCUUAAUGAAUACAUUUCUUUAACGUAAAGAGAGGCUUGUUUAGGUAACUGCAAUGCGUUUACCUUUCAGUGAUCACACAAGCCUUCUAGAUUGUUCUCCUGGCUUUACAACACAUCUGAGCUCUUGUGAUGUAGCUUGGAAUGAGG
Messenger RNA from Anarrhichthys ocellatus (wolf-eel), 2189 nucleotides. RefSeq names its product heparan sulfate 6-O-sulfotransferase 2 (gene hs6st2). Bases 455 to 1870 code for a protein of 471 amino acids. The record is from RefSeq and is a predicted model, not a curated record. Gene Ontology annotation, cellular component: membrane. Lineage: Eukaryota; Metazoa; Chordata; Actinopteri; Perciformes; Anarhichadidae. The transcript has 2 exons. Gene Ontology annotation, molecular function: heparan sulfate 6-sulfotransferase activity.